Cephus cinctus (wheat stem sawfly) is the source of this 8096-nucleotide messenger RNA. RefSeq names its product nuclear factor 1 B-type (gene NfI). The record is from RefSeq and is a predicted model, not a curated record. Gene Ontology annotation, cellular component: nucleus. Gene Ontology annotation, molecular function: RNA polymerase II cis-regulatory region sequence-specific DNA binding; DNA-binding transcription factor activity, RNA polymerase II-specific. Gene Ontology annotation, biological process: regulation of transcription by RNA polymerase II. Lineage: Eukaryota; Metazoa; Arthropoda; Insecta; Hymenoptera; Cephidae.
GGAUAAGAAUUGAGAAUCAGAGGUCUUUUCGAUUCCGGAGAAUCCGUCACGUUCGCCAGGAAUCUUUUUCCCGCGGUAGGGUAGGGUUGGCAGCAGUUGCCAAUCGGUCGAUCGUUUUCACGUCAGUGACACUCGGGAGUCCUUGGGCCAUCGUUACAUUGUUUUACAAUGUAAGAACACAAAAAGAGAGUAAAGUCAUUCGUAAAUAAAGUUUCUAAUAAUUGGAUACGCCAAAAACAUUGGGGCUACGACCUAACCAGUGCUCCAUUUGUAAUCUAACAGAUGGGACAUUUAUUGUCGGCCAUGUCAAGAGAAUAACUUUCCCGUACAGGAGCAAAGAGUAAACAUCCUUGGAGAGGAAUACACAAGUGCAGACACGUCUAGACGCUGGGACUCGCAUAAUCAAAAAUACGCCACACGGAGACGUCGACGUUGUGCGAACGAUUAGCAGCAGACGCGUCGGUGUAGGAUGCUGCUGUUAGCGUAAGAGUGAAACCUCGGUGUAGCAGACAGUGAGUUCUCUCGGUUGGGAGUCUUGAGUUUGCGCGAGGACCCGUCGGGUUCACGCCGACGCCGAAGCCGAGUGCGACGCCGACGCAGCGUUUUACACUGGGAGUCGGCGUAGUCUGGGACUUGGCGUCUCCCGAUCGGGAACGGGAACGGGAACAGGAACGAGAACGACGAGAACGGGCUAGUCGAGUGAGGAGUGUGGCUCGCGUUAGAUAGGAUGCGUGUGCCUGGGUGCGGUGUGCCACCACCCAACAAGAGAAAAAGUCACAGCAAGAACAAGAGGGACGGCAACAAGGAGAAAAUCGCCGUCGAAGAGGAUUGGAGAGAAGAUCAGGAGCGUGCCCCAGAUCACCACCUUCGUCAAGGAGAUCAUCUACAGAGUAAUCAGGGCACGAUAGCACCAGGACCAGGAUACUUUACGACGCUUCAUCCCUGCACCGCCUUAAGAUACUCCACGAGUACAAGAAUCUCCUGCUACGUCAUCACCAGGAAGUCAGGUUCCAGUUGCACGAGGAUCACGCCUCAUAGUCUUCAGUGUCUUCCCGGUACCGAUCCGCACAGUCCUCCUAGUCGUCGCCUGUAUCGUGUCUGUCGUCGUCGUCCUUACCGUCAUUAUCUUCACCACUCUCGGGUGCAUCACCACGAGCACCCGGAACAGCAGUACAAAAAAGCCCGAGAACUACUCCGCACCAGGUGCGCUGCCACGAGGUUCCCUCGCGUGUAGCCCACCGUCGGGCCGGCCUCCUAGUCGUCGUCACGACGUUCAGGACGCUUCAGCUGGGGCAGGAGUGCUACGGUGCGAAUCGGCUUCAGCCUGGACCGCCACCGUCUCAGCUACUCAUGUUCAUCCCGGAUACCCUGAGGAGCUGCAUGGUGGAACCGGAUGUCUCGACAUACCUGCAGGCCCCUUCCGUAGGACAGGAUGAGUUCCAUCCAUUCAUUGAGGCCCUCCUACCGUUCGUGAAGUCUUUCUCGUACACGUGGUUCAACCUACAGGCAGCCAAGAGGCGAUACUACAAGAAGCACGAGAAGCGGAUGAGUCUCGAGGAGGAACGACAGUGCAAGGAGGAGCUGCAAAACGAGAAACUGGAGGUCAAACAGAAAUGGGCCUCGCGCCUCCUGGGUAAGUUGCGCAAGGACAUCACCCAGGAGUACCGGGAGGACUUCGUGCUGAGUAUCACUGGUAAGAGGCCGGCCAUGUGCGUCCUGAGCAAUCCUGAUCAGAAAGGGAAGAUGCGACGCAUCGACUGUCUGCGUCAGGCCGACAAGGUGUGGCGGCUGGACCUGGUCAUGGUGAUCCUCUUCAAGGCUAUUCCCCUGGAGUCGACCGACGGCGAGCGGCUCGAGAAGACGGCCGAAUGCGCCCAACCUGGCCUCUGCGUCAACCCCUAUCACAUAAACGUCUCCGUCCGGGAACUCGACCUCUACCUCGCAAACUUCAUCACGAGUCACGAGGUUCUAAAUGGGAUCUGCAACGCGAGCAAGGAGGAAGAAAGGCGGCGGAAAGGUGCAGGAUACCACGAACUGUAUAACGGUGUCGUCUGCAACGACACGAUCCUCGCGACCGGCGUCUUCAGCUCGAAGGAGCUCUGGAUGCUUUCAAAAGGUCCGCCGCCGGUGCACCAGCUCAUACGAAACGAGAAGACUGAAAAGACGCCGACGGUGUCGGUAUCCAGCGCCCCGACUUUCUCGCCGGUACUGAGGCCCGAGGACGGCGGCCAUCGCGGAAUGGACUCGCCGCACUCCCAAACGGGGCUCCACUCGCCGCACGAAGGACUGGCCAGCGGCUCCGGACAGGGUAUGUCAGGCCUGGCCUACUACCAGCCCGACCACUCUGGCUCAGCGGGUGUCGUAAAGUACCCGGAGAACGGACACGACACCCUGUCGGAUUUCGUGACGUUCGUCUGCCAGGAGGCCGAGAACACCCAGCAACUACCCCAGGCGCAGCUCGCGGGACCGCGGACCCCCGUGCAAAAGUUCUCACAGUAUUAUCCGAGCUCGAUGCUACCGCCGCCACCCCCGGCGCCGAUGGCCCGGCCCGUCGCCAUCAUCCGCUCGACCGGUGAACUCACAGCAGCCAGUGCCAACUCACCGCCGACCUCCUCGACCUCGCCGUCCGAUCCUUCCGACCUUGGAAGCAGCCAGGACCAGCAGAUGGCUGCUGCCGCGGCCGUCGGACUCGUCAGUUCACCCUGUCAGAGCUCCGUUGACCCCAACGGCAGGAAGAGCCCCGCCAGGAUCCUUGUGACGGCGCCCCACACCAGCAGAGAGUACACCUUUGCUCACUUUCACUCCCAACCUGGUCAGCAAAUCUUCACCUACCCCACCAUCAGCUCGAUGUCAGGGGUCAUCUCGCCUACGAACCUUUCACUCUUCUCAUCCCCGGUCUCGGUCACCAGGCCCGUCGCCACCCAAAGAUCUGUCUCGAACGUUCCACCUCGCUGGAACACUGCGCCGUUCAUCAACCUGGAGGAUGAUUACAACAUGAUCGCCCCUAUCAUCGCUGGCACAGCCAGUGAACCACCGUCUGCCAUGGAUGAAGAACGCUACUUUCAUCCCGUGCACUCGAGUAGCGUCGUGGACAAGAGUGGACCCGCUGGAAUGAUGGGAACUGACCUCGGUGGUGUAGGCGGGGACCCUACGUCGCAUCAUCAUCAGCAACAGCAACAACAGCAGCAGCAGCAGCAGCAACAACAACAGCAGCAGCAACAGCAACAAGUGAUGCAGGAUAAAAGUGGAAGACCAAAGUCUCCUCCGUGACACUGGAGACUUCCUCUCGUUCGUCUCGUUCGUCUUGGUAAAUUAAGAGGACUCGCAGGACUCGUAGGACUCGUAGAACUCGUAACGAAUCUGUGGCGAUCGCAGGAGCGCUCGGUGGAAUUACUCAUCGUCUAGGUCAUUCCUCUGGACGUGUUUCGGUGCUACUUAAUAAGUAACUUUUGCCAUCCCCCACUUUAAUGGGAGGCAAUGGAACAAUGAAGCAAUGACGCGAGGUUACAUGGACGCCGGAGGGAUCGGUAGGAAGUCGAGGAGGAGUUUGAGCGUACGUCGAAUGGCGAACGGGCUAAGAGAUUAUGAAAAAGAAUAUGAGAAAUCGGCUCCAUCGAGACGACCCGCUGAUCGCUGGCUAAUUAACUUUACCUACCUAUGCCUAAUGCUCAGGCUAGUGCUAACACUAGUGAGGACUAGUGCUCAGGCUAGUCACCAGAGGCUGCUAGUUAGAUACAAACUAAUUAAUUGUAAUGAUAAUUGACGGUUAAAAAAUGGUUAACGUGUUAAUCGAUUAUUCAUAAUUAAUUAUAGCUAUUACCAUGACGUUAAUUGGCUAAUGGAGCCUAUCAAAAUGACAGACAGGAAGUACACCUGCGCGCGCAGGCGCUUGUUAUUUCGCGUAAAUAGGGAAACGAACGGUAUCGGAAAGGAGAAACAAACGUGAAGUGAGGAGGGUGAAAGAGAGAGAGGAGAUACGGACAUGGGCCGUUAUCGAGACAAAAGAGGAGAUCAACAGUAUCAUUUUUUGGAACAAGAACAAAGUCGUUCGAGAUUAUCGCACCAGUUCAGAGUGCUCGGCUGUAACAAAAAGUAUCGGGUCAAUCCUUAUCGGAACAUUGUUAAAAAUCAGGAAGAAGGGAGUACCUACGGCGCUGCGGAAUGAAUUAACGGGGGGGAAAAAAAAACGAAGAAAAAAUCAAAAAUAUUUAUAUAGAUGCCAAAUCAAAAGAUCGAGUGAUUCGAUAAUUAUAGUUGUUUAGUUGAUAACUCGUUUAAGGUUAACCUCGACCUCCAAUCGGGCUUACUUAUUGUCAGUCAUCGAGUGACCCAUCGUGCACCGUUCUUGGCACGUGUCCGCCAUGAGACUUUCGAUACUCCCUUCCUCGUGACCUUUGAUUGUAAAACACGGCCGCAUCCUCUCAUUCAGUUAGUACACACUUACUAUCCCUACAGACGGAUUAAUCUCUAUUUACGCUGCAAAAUCCUACUAUUGUUACUAAUUACUAACGCUGCUGCUACUACUAUUACUACUACUGCUACUACACACUACUAAUACAACUACGCUACAACAACAACUACUGCUACCGCUACUAUAAUAUAAUAACACUAUUUACUAUUAUCGCUAUACUAAAUAACACAACUACUACUAUUAUUAACAUUUAUCGAAAAAAAAAAAAUGAAGGAAAAACAAGAAUAACAACAACCAGUGCUACUAUUACCGACUAUUACUCUUAAUAUUUACGAUUAUUAUUAACGCUGCGAAUUAAUACUACCUAACACUACACUAUACACGUAAUACUAUUACGAAUACUGAUACUACUACUGCUAUUACCUAACGACUACUUUAUUACGUAACCGAGAGCUACGAAGCCGCAAUGUAAAUAUAUUUGAAAGACUCGAGUUGUAAGGAAUAGUAUUGCAUACUAACGCAUAGAACGAGGAACGUGAAUUCACAUAGACACGCGCGCCAAAUGCUCAACUUCAAAAUGUUGGAGGAAAAUUUUUCAAAAUUUCUUUCCCCAACAAAAAAAAAAGAAACGAGAUCGCAUGGAAUCGUAACGGAAGGGCAAAGAGUCUCGAAAGUUUGUACGCUUAUGCGAGGGCGCCAGUAAGCCGUUGAGCCGUAUUAGUAUGGUAAAAGUAAAAGAAAAGUAAAUAAGAAAAAUACACUUCGGUGCCAAGCAAAGCUAAGAUAGUCGAGAAUACGCUUAAAAAAAAGUAUUUCCUAGGAUUCGUUUUUCUUUUUUUUUCUUUCUUUUCCCCCUUUUUUUCUAUAAAAUCUAAGAGCACGCAACACACGAACGCUAAAACGUAAUGUGCGAGACGUAGGACGUAAGCCGAAUGGCAUAAAAAGAAAUGGGGUGGUCCGGGAAUGCGGAACGCGUGUCCUUUUGAGGAUAAGCGAGAGAGAGAGAGAGAGAGAGAGAGAGAGAGAAAAGAAUUUAAAAAAAAAAAAGAAAUUUUCCACAAACCUCGUUGCUCCCAGAAGGCUCGGCUUUAAUGUAACGACAGUGCGUAGCAGGCGAUAAUACGAAUAGGCAGACCGAAGACACAGAGAUAGUUAGCUAGAUAGAUGAUAGAUAUAUAGUUAGAUAACUUAGUAAGAUACAUUUAGAUAGAUAUAGAUACGUGUAGAUAGACGAAGAUGGAAAUGAAAUGAAGGAGUGAGUGAGAACGAGUGUCGAGAAGACACGUGAACGAGUUCAUGAUUUUGGAUAAUGGCGAAGCGCGGAGGGAUAGGGAAAAGUAAAGAGAGAGAAUCAAGGAGAAAGAAUGAAAGGAAAGAAAAAGGAAUAAUUUAGACGAAGGUGGCGCGCGUGCUUUCGCGAAACUUCGCUCGAUCGUUUCCUUUCGCCGGCGAACGGUCAGGGAGCGUCCAAUAUGGCGUCCGUUUGGCGUCCAAGUUAAAACUUUCGCGUUAAUGUCUCGAACUGCCUUGAACCGAAAGUGCAUUAAAACUAAAAUUCGUACGUACGUUUAAAUACGUGUAUAAGUUCGUGGAAGUUUUACGUAACGAUAUGUAUUAUGAGGUUAGGGGCCGCCUAGGUGAUGACUUUUCUACACUAGCGGGUAGCUUCGCGUAGAGACUGUCGAAUUUGGCCAUGUUUUUCGAUCGAACGUAGCCCUAGGCCCGGGCCACCCUGGCGACGUAGACGUUAGCAAGACGCUGCUGAACGUUAGGGAAAAACAGAAACAGCAGAGGAACGCUGUCACACGGUAAUCCUAGAAGCAAUAUUAAACAUGGGAAACCGUGUGACCGGGCGUGAAUAUAUAUAUAUAUAUAUAUGGCUGGUAGUGUUUGCCACUGAGAAACUUUUCCGGGCACGCAGGUACAACCAACAGUUAACAAGAGCAACGACAGGAGCAGCAACGGAAAAAAAAAAAAUUAAGAAAAAAAAAACUAAGUAGCCAUGGGAGUGCGCUUGCUUUAGUCCUUGAGUACGUGAUGAGUGAGCGAGAGUGAUGAGGACGCUGAUUUAAAAUGAUAUUAUUUAAAAAAAUAGUACGGUAGAGAAACUAAGGCAACAACGACAAGAAGCAACAAUAAUAUUAUAUUAAUAAUAAUACCAGUAACAAUAAAUUAAUGAUAAUUGUAACGAUUACGAUAACGAUAAUAGUACGAUUAUAAUGACUAUUAAUACGGUAAUACGGUGAUUACAAUGAUAUACAUAUAUUAUAUAAAAUACAAUGAUAUAUUUAUCGAAUAUUUAUUGAGCAAUAACACAUUGUGUAGCAUGGUUGUACAAAGUAGGUAAUGCGUGAGAAAGAGAGAGGGGGCAGGGAGGGAGAGAGUGAGAGAGAGAGAGAGAGAGAGAGAGAAUGUAAGAGAGAGGUAAAAAGGACGCGCGAGCUUAAGGAGAGAAAGAGAAGCGAGACAAAAUGAACAAAAGAAGAAAAAAGAAGAAGAAGCGCACACACAGACACACACACACACACACACACAGACACAUAAAGACACAAAAAUGAGGAAGUAUCGAUAAACGCUAAAUAACUGAUAAAUACGGAAACAAAGUAAAUGAUGCGUCGAGUGAAAGAAUACAAGAAGAAAACAAAAACGCGAUUUUUUGGACUUUAUAGUCCGACUUAAUGUAUUUUCGUUUCACGAUCAAUUUUUUUACGAUUGUGAACGGAGUUCAUGUUAUAUAUCAGGGAUUAGACUAAAUAGUAUAAUACGCAGCGAGCGAGGUGGCAAAAAGGUAGCGAGUAGUAUGAGCCAAGAGAUAGAGGGGGGAAAAAUAAGAAAUAAAAAGUGAGUCGGUAACGAAGAACGUAAACAUAAAAAUGAGUGUGAACAAAGGGACGAAAGAAGAGGAAAAAAUGGAAAUCCCGCCUUCGUCGACUGGCCCAACGAAACCAAUUAAUUAAUUGCCAGGGAUUCCAUCAGCCAAUCUUUAUCCGCAAUUGGUAAUUGUACAGGCGCACAAUUGUACAGGGGGUUUCAUCCGAGAGGGCCAUACUCAUUUGAGAGCCCUCGUGGCCUCUCACGUCGCUGAACAGUGGCCGCCUAUCGAUCAUUUCUCCGAACUAUUCGUAUCGAUUAAGUGACUUGAUCGAUAUACUCGAAAAGCUCGUCCCUCGUAUCGUAAGGAAGAUACCUGAACUCUGUUACACCUUUUACCCAUGAAUUUACGCUGAGACGGCUCUUUGUCACCUCUAAUCGCGCCAUUAUACGUUGUGUCCAUACUGUCUCAAUUAAUAUUAUGUAUUAUAUAUCCGACAAUAUUGAUUAUUAAAAUUCUUAAUACAUACAAGAUGGCGGGACGCCCUUGUUGUACCCUGACUGUUCCUUCUUUUAUAGAUACUUGACCGUAACCAUUUGGUUCCCUUUGUUGACGUCGGAGCGCCACUUGUCAGUUUUGUCAUGCCAGGUGAGCGCGUCUUCCUCGCGCCAUUUUCUUUGUUCUUUGUCAGUCAGUUUGAUCGUGUGUGCCAAAGAGAUAUUCAAUUAUACUUUCUUCGUUACAGGAAGUGCCUUAGGGAUCACUGACUUCCGGAAUCUUCGUAGCACGCAACGAAUUCUAGAACUUCGCGCAAUUCCGUAUAUGUUUAUCAAAAUGGAGUUUAUUGUUUCUUGAAUAAAUAAUAAUAUAAUA